Apis cerana (Asiatic honeybee) is the source of this 4954-nucleotide messenger RNA. RefSeq names its product Heterogeneous nuclear ribonucleoprotein at 27C (gene Hrb27C). Gene Ontology annotation, molecular function: mRNA binding. The record is from RefSeq and is a predicted model, not a curated record. Lineage: Eukaryota; Metazoa; Arthropoda; Insecta; Hymenoptera; Apidae. Gene Ontology annotation, biological process: regulation of translation.
AAGGCCGGUUAGUAAGAACAGUCGAAGCUGACACACUAUAGCGUCGCGUCCGUAAAGCAGGAACUUCCGUCGAAAUAGAAGCGAAUUGAACUACCUUUACGCUUCGUGAAUUUCAUAUUAUCUCCCAUUCGCCAUGCUCGAUCCUUGCUCGAGCGGAACGAUCGGAUUAAGACGCGAAGGAGCAACAUAGAGGGCGUAAUUUUCCUGUAUGCACGUCCCUGAAGUACUGAAUACGAUUGCUGAUUUGACUAAUGUACCAACGGAAGUGACGCGAGUCGCUUCGUUACGUUUACAUUCUGUUCUCGACGUCGCGUUCAUUGUGGGGAGCCAUUACCCUCGUCCGCGCUAAGCAUCGUGCCAUAUUCCCAUUCGCGCCCUAAUACUAACAACAUUCUCGUAGUUUUAAGUGAAAUAUUAUGAGAGUGAAGACCGAAAUGGACGACGACGAAAAGGGAAAGUUGUUUGUUGGUGGUUUGUCCUGGGAGACAACACAAGAAAAUCUUCAACGUUACUUCGGCCGUUAUGGCGAAGUAAUUGACUGCGUUGUUAUGAAAAACAGUGAAUCUGGUCGCAGUCGUGGUUUUGGAUUUGUAACAUUUAGUGAUCCAGCUAAUGUUCCAUUAGUUCUUCAGAAUGGACCACAUCAACUUGAUGGGCGCACAAUUGACCCGAAACCAUGUAAUCCACGCACUCAACAGAAACCAAAACGCAGUGGAGGCUUUCCGAAAGUUUUUCUUGGUGGCUUACCAAGUAAUGUGACAGAGACCGAUUUAAGGUCUUUCUUUACCCGUUUUGGUAAAGUUAUGGAGGUUGUCAUAAUGUAUGACCAAGAGAAGAAGAAAUCAAGGGGAUUUGGCUUUCUCAGUUUCGAGGAUGAAGAUGCAGUGGACCGAUGCGUAGCGGAGCAUUUCGUCAACUUGAAUGGAAAACAGGUUGAAAUUAAACGCGCAGAACCAAGAGAUUCUUCUAGCAAAAUGAAUGAUAGUCAUCAAGGUCAGUGGGGACCACCUCAACAAGGUGGACCUCCAAUGGGAAUGGCUGGGAAUAUGGGACCUAUGGGUGGUCCAAAUGGACAGAUGAGUGGACCUAUGAUGGGAGGUCCAAUGGGUCCACCAGGAAAUAUGAUGCAGCAAUAUCAAGGUUGGGGUACCAGUCCUCAAACUGGAGGAUAUGCUGCUGGAUAUACUCAGUAUAAUUCUCAGGGCUGGGGUGCACCACCUGGCCCUCCUCAGCAACAACAAAUUCCACCACCACCACAUCAUCAAUGGGGUAGUAGUUAUAAUGUUCAACCUGCAGCAGCUACUCAAGGUUAUGGAAGUUAUGGUGGGCCGGCAGCGGCCGCUUCAGGGGGCUAUGGGCCCACAGCGGGCACUGGCGGGGCUGCGGGGGGCGGGCCCGGGGGUUCUUGGAACUCCUGGAAUAUGCCACAAAAUGGGCCCCCUCCUGGGACUCAGCCACCACCUCAGCCCCCUCAGCCUAAUUCCUCGCAGCCCAACUCCAACUCGAACCCCUCUGGCCCGCAGGGUGACAUGUAUUCACGACAGACCACCGGCUCAGGUGCACCUGGGUCCAGUAGCAGUUCAGCUAAAACUCCGGAUUAUACUGGGUACUCUGCAUAUGGUAAUUACGCUGACACCAGUUAUCCUCAGCGUUCGUAUCAAGGAGGAGAAAGCAACCAAGGCACCGAAUACGGACCUCCGAGACUAGGAAGCGUUCCUGCUGCCCCAGGAACCAACGACAGCUACGGUGGCGGUGGGCCCCAAAGGGGUUACACGGGAUCCUCAUCCAGCUCCAACAAUUACCAUCCUUACCGCCGCUAGAGAUGGAUAAAAAAAAAAAAAAAAACGUAUCGAAUUCUCGCCGUAUGCGCGAGGAUUUUUCCUUUUUUUUUUUUUUUUCUUUUUUUCUUUUUACUUAAUCAUCGAUCAGUCGCUGCAUCGUACAUGUUGCGUUUUUUACACUACACUCGCAUAUCCACUACACGCGUAUGCAUUCUAUUCUCCGUCUGUGUGCGCGCGCAAGAGUGCGUGUGAGUAUGGAUGAAAGAAAGAAAAAGGAGAGCCAUCCAAGCGGAGCAAAGGAGAUAGAUAAAGAUGAUUUUUGUACUUUUUUUUUGUUUUUUUUUUUAAAUCGACGACAAAGCUCCCCCUUUUAGAACGGUUUGCGUGGAACGUGGCUUGAGAGGAAUGGCGGAGCAUACAGAGCGAGCGUGUGAAACGUAUUCGAAACGGCAAGCUGUUGUGUCCUUUUGCUGUUCUCUUUGCGAUUCGAAUCGAAAGAGCGACGAAAAAGGUCCCCGGAGAUUUUGUUACUGUGCCGGACUCUGCAAGAUAUUUGGAGAGACGGAGGGAGGAGGAGUAUUGGUGGAUCGAAAGAUGAAAUGUCUGUGAAGAUGUCGCGAGAGAUCGUUCGAAGGGAAGAAGGAGACAAAGGAGGAAUCGAGGAUCAAUUCUUACACGCGAUCAACGAAACUUCAGCUUCGACCUCGACGCAAAGAAGAUCGUGAUUCGAUGCUGUUUCUCCAUAACUAGUGAUAGAAACUAGUGUAUACGCUUUAAGGUUACGAUAAGAAGAAUUGCCUAAGAAUUGAUACGAUCGAUUUUGACCAGGCUGUGUUGACCGAUCUGUCGAAUUAAUCUUCUUUUUUUUUUCUUUUUUCUUUUAUUUUUUUUUUCUUUUUCCUUUUUCUUAGAAGAAGACAACUCGUAUGCGUAAAAAAGCUUCGAUCAGAUCGGUCGAGAAUUUGUUUUUUUGUUUUGCGAAUGAGAAAUAAGAAGAAGAAUAGGAAGAAUUUCCAUAAUGAGGAGCUUGAACGAAUGUUAUUUUUUAAACCGUUGAGAAGAUAAUAACAUGGACGUAUAUUAGUGAUUAAUUUGUUCGUCCAAGAUGAUCGUGGGUGUUGUAAGCUUUAGAUUUAAGAAUUUUUUAAUCGUAUCGAUCCAUUGAAAGUCUUCGUUCUAGAAUUAGUGACAAAAAGCGAUCAAGUACUUCAGAAACGUGACUUAUUAAUUUUUUUUGACGCCGUUCUCUUUUUUUCAUUUCCUCCCUUUUCAUUUGAUUCAAUAUAGAAAAAUUAAAACAAGAGGAAAAUUUUUACUUCGAAUCAGUGAUAAAGAAUCAGAAUAUUUGCUAAUAUUUUUUUCUUUAAUUAUUUCGCGACGAAUCAUUAGAGAUAGGAGAGAGAUAGAGAGAGAGAGAGAGAGAAAAAAAAACACGUACAGAAUAAGUUGAUUGUCUUUUUUCUCUUUUUAAUUUGGUAGUCUCGAUCGAUGAUAAUAAAAAUCGUUUAAAAAAUCGACAAAAAACCUAAUCCUUUGUUUUUUUCAAUUUCUGCCGUAGGAAGUUUAUUUCCUAGACGUCCUGUUCAUUUUACUGACUGGAUGACGCGAGGCUUGUGGACUUGAGGUAAAAGAACCGGAAACGCGCGUUUAGCCGCGGUCACCGCUUAACGGGCCGCGAUAAUUAAGGGUUAUGAUAUUUUUCAUAUUAAUUUAAAUAAUUCAAGCGUUAAUUUAAAUAUUCCUUUGUCCUUAAUUCAAUCUUUUAUCUCCUAUUUUCUUUUUUUUUUUCCUCUUUUGUUUUCUUUCUUGCGUUUGCAUCUGUAAACUUCCAUCUGUCGUGUUUGUUGUAUAACGGUUUGCAUAUUAUAUAUAUAUAGAAACCCUUUUCUUUUUUAUUUCGAGUUUUUACAAAUUGUACGAAUAUAUAUGUCGUACGACAUAUCGAACGAACGAAACGAAAUGAAUUAUUCUGUGCGUGACAUUGGUGUAUAUAUAUAUAUAUAUGAUGUAUGUGUAUAUACAUAUAUAUACAUAUAUAUAUAUGGUAUGUUGUUAAGAAUAAUCCCAAUCCUCGUGGAUUUCGGUGAUAAUUAUUCCCCGCGUAUCGAAUUUAAAUAAGUUUCGUGCGUUGCGAUAAGAGAUGUGAAUAAAGAAGAAUAUAUAUAUAUAUUUUUCACGGUUCGAGGGCGAGAAGAAGAAACACAGUACGGAAAGGGGUAAACGAAUUAAUUAAAGAAAAAAAAAAAAAGUAACUCCAUUUCAUGCGAGCCGGUAGCUUCGUCCAUGUUUAGAAUAAUAUGUAAAUUAAAGGGUUUAAAAAAUAAGUAGAUAUUAUUUACAUAAGCGCAAUUAACAAAUUUGUAUUUAUUAAUUGUACGCGCCUGAGAGACUUUUGUAUCCAAAACGUGUAUAUUUUUCGUAUCAUCUGGUCAUCAAAAUGGUCACGAAAAGGAGAAGUGAUCAUAAAAAAACGAACAUUGAAAAAGUGACGAAACACAGUAUGAACGUUUUCCUCGAUGUGAUGUCGGUAUUCUUUUUUUUUCUUUUUUUUGAAAAUAUAAGGAGAAAGAAGAGAAGAGAAUAUAAAGAUGUUAUUAAACAUAUAUUGUUAUUAAACUUCUCGUCUUUGACACACGAGUACUUGUUCGCGAUACAAUGAAAACACGCAUGGCAACUUCUUUCUCUCGUAUGUAGACAUUUGAUGAGGCGUUGAGGAAAAAAAAAACGAUUAACAAACAGCAAGUCUGACAUUUUACGAACGUGUGAGAAUGGAUGAAGCCACGAGCUAUAGUCAUAUCGCUCGUUGUGUAAUGAUAAUAAUAAUUAAUUACUGAUAGCACUUAAUUGUAAUGUUAAGGGUUAAGAAGUCCGACGCGAAUUUAUAUCCCCUGUCCACCGUACGAUUUGUACAAUUCACUCGAUAACUAUUGUGGCUAAUUAAUUGCCAUUGACGGAUCCUGUUUUUACCAUUGCCGCUGAUAACUAUUAUGGAUUAAUUAUAAUGAUAAUAAUUAGAUGAGAAUGAUGGCGAUGAUACAAUAAUAGAUAGAAUAUCGUUCAUAAUAUUUUGUUAUAAAUUGCGAAGGUGGAAGCAACAAGAAAUGCAUUCUUUUAUAGCAUAGAAGCAAAUGAAUAUUCCGUAUGGAUAAAUAAACAUUCACAUUUUAAUAGAA